This is a messenger RNA of Cuscuta campestris, 862 nucleotides long. Lineage: Eukaryota; Viridiplantae; Streptophyta; Magnoliopsida; Solanales; Convolvulaceae. The record is from the annotation of a GenBank genome assembly.
AGAUGAAUCGCCUCUCUCCACCUACCUUCUCCCCUGCGUAAUUUCUGCUUCUCAAAGAAGUGUGCGAGUCGAACUGUGGAAACGGUCAAUUUAGCAUCCGGGGCUGAUUGUGAGAGUUUUCUACGAGAAGGAUGGCUCCUGAUUCUAAGAAUAGGAUUGCGAGUGCCUUUCAUGCCAUGAAAGCUCUUGGGAUUUCUGAUGAGAGGGUGAAACCUGCAUUAAAACGUCUUCUUAAGUUAAACAAGAAAAACUGGGAUCUCAUUGAAGAAGAGAAUUAUACCCCCCUUGUAGCUGCAAUUCUUGACAAUGAGGAAGCUAAGCAGGAGGGCAAUUUGGUGGAAGAAGAAGUUUUGCAUGAAAGACCCUUUAAAAGAUUGCAUUCAGAAUAUAUCACUAGACCAGAAUCAAAUGAAGGAGUUUGGGGUCCAUCAGGCGAAGCGAGAACCGAAGGCAACCUGGAAAACACCACAGACAAACCAUCCAGCCUUGAGAUAGCUUCACUGACCACUGCAGUGCUGAAAGUUAUUCUGAACUGUGGCACGGCAUUCGCAAUACCUAACUUCCAGAUGCCUAGCCUUGAUGCAUUGAUGAAGUUGAUGGACGAUAGAUGUCGUAAAGAGUACAAAGAUCUGGACCCAAGUUUCUCUGUGAUGAAAGUGAUGCAAGAUGUUUGUCAGUGCUUCUUGGAGAUUGGUGUUGCAUCUACUGUCACUACAAACCACUCUUUCAUCAACACAGCAACAGAUGGAUGAGAAGGUCAGCUGGGAAAAUGGUUCAUGCCAGUUGUGGAGCAUGUGAAAUAAAGAGCUUAUUAGUCUCUGGUCUCUACUAACUUCUCGGUUGUAUCGAGCUUUAAUGUGCU